Molecule: messenger RNA, 900 nt
Organism: Rodentolepis nana
Lineage: Eukaryota; Metazoa; Platyhelminthes; Cestoda; Cyclophyllidea; Hymenolepididae
Source: the annotation of a GenBank genome assembly
AUGAUUAAACAGGGUUAUGAAGAUUAUUUACGGCACAAAGCAGAUCGGGAAACAAAUAACAGACCUAUCGAGGUGAUUGAUGAAUCCGGUCUUUUAAUAACGAAAAAAUCAUAUGAACUCGUGGUUGGUGAUAUCGUUCUAAUUUGCAAUGGUGACACGCUGCCUUGUGAUAUUGUCAUUUUGAGUUCCAAUGAAUCAUCAGGGGAAUGCUAUGUUACUACUGCAAGCUUGGAUGGAGAAACUAAUCUCAAACGAUUUUAUGCACCCCCGGCCACCCGAGAAAUCGACAGCCCAUCACAUUUUGCUGAAAAACUGAAUGCUACCAUCAUUUGCCAACAGCCGGUUCCCGAUAUCUACGAAUUCAUCGGGAAAUUAGUUGUCACUGAUCUAGAAUCUGGUGAUGAAACAAAUUUUCCUCUGAAUAAUGAAUGCCUUCUUCUGAGAGGCGCCCGUCUUACAAAUACAGACUUUGUCUAUGGAUGUGUGGUCUAUACUGGAAACGACACCAAAAUGUCUCUAAAUGCUAAAAGAAAGCAAACCAAAUUUUCCCAAAUCGAACGCAAGCUAAAUGUCUUUUUACUCAUUUACUUUGUUGGUUUAAUUUUCCUGUGCAUUUCGUUCACUCUCUUGAAAUACCUCUUAAAUACUGAUGCUUGGUACAUAAGUAUUCGCAAGAUUAAGACCUGGUAUGUUGUCCAGGAUCUAUUUGCGUUUAUUGUUCUUUUCAACUAUGCCAUUCCAAUUUCAUUAUACGUCACGAUCGAGUUCGAAAAGUUUUUCGGUUCACGAUUCUUUGGUUGGGAUAUGGAGCUCUAUGACUCGGAGAUUGAUGAACGAGCCUUGGCAAAUACUUCAGAUAUUCCGGAAGAGAUGGGACAGGUAUAUUAUCUCCAAAUUUAA